AUGGCUACUGGUGGGCUUGCUAACGUACUACACACUGUACCAUGUGAUGCGCCAUGGCUUUACUACAUCGGCCUGUUUUUCUUCUUUCUCAAUCUUGUUCUGUACAUUGGUAUCUGGGCCAUGAUGCUGACACGUUUCAUCAGCUAUCCAGCAACCUUUCAUGCAUCUUUGGUGCAUCCAACUGAGAGUCUCUUCGUGCCUGCAUUUGCCGUCUCGUUUGGCACCAUUUGCAUCACGAUUAUCGAAUAUGGGGCCGACAGGACUGGGCCGUGGUUGAGUGAAGUUGUGUGGGUCCUUUUCUGGUUCAACGUGGCACUCGCGAUUACACUGUCAAUCGCAAUCUAUAUGAUCCUUUGGUCAAGUCUCACGUUCACGAUAGCACAGAUGACACCCAUCUGGAUCUUUCCAGCAUAUCCUUUGCUGAUAAUCGGGCCACAUGCUGCUAAUCUUGCGACUAAACUGCAGUCGCCCUCACGCACUCUCGAAGUCAUUGUAGGUGGGUUCACUGUGCAAGGUAUUGGAUUUUUGGUCAGCCUCACCAUCUACGCAGCAUUUGUGUAUAGGUUGAUGACGCAGAAGUUGCCUGCUGAUCCAUCGCGACCUGGAAUGUUUGUUUCCGUUGGACCAGCAGCCUUCACGUGUAGUGGAACAAUAGGUAUGGCCGCAAAUCUUGCCAAGGCCAUUGCUACAAACCAAGACGUGUUUAUGGAAAUGCCUGCAAUACUCGCCGCGCAGGUCCUGAGACUCGUUGGAAAUUGGAUGUGUCUCUGGCUGUGGGGCCUGGCUCUCUGGUUCUUCUUUGUUAGUGCUAUCAGCAACAUUGCACCUCUAUACACUCGCCACAAUCACCGGCAGGGCGACCUGGAGAAGGAUGCGCGUGCUCUCCACAAGAUAGACAUUCAGAAGAAGAAGAUACCAUUUGCAAUGACAUGGUACAGCUACAUCUUUCCCCAAACCGCCUUAACCACCGCUACUUUCAGAAUAGCCGACGCAUUUGGAAUCCGUCCACUGGAGAUAAUCGGAUGUGUUAUGGCUGGUUUGCUGGUUGCGAUGUGGAUUUUUGUCGUCACCAUGAUGAUACGAGCUGUGCACCAGAAGCAGAUUUUGUGGCCUGAGGUUGGCGAGGAUAGGGAGGAAGGUGGUUUUCAAAGGCAGGCUAAUGCGCAGAGAGUAUCAAAGGCCACUCAUGGCAACGAGCAACCGACUGAAGACCGCAACAUACUUUCAAGAGCAGCGGACACGGAUUGA
Molecule: messenger RNA, 1248 nt
Organism: Lithohypha guttulata
Lineage: Eukaryota; Fungi; Ascomycota; Eurotiomycetes; Chaetothyriales; Trichomeriaceae
Exons: 2
Coding region: 1-1248 (415 amino acids)
Biological process (GO): malate transmembrane transport
Cellular component (GO): membrane
Molecular function (GO): malate transmembrane transporter activity
Source: RefSeq, a predicted model, not a curated record